UCUGCUCCUGGUCAGGGACACGGAUUAAACUAUGUCUGUCCACUAGUAGUAGUCCCAUGACAUGUUCAGCUCCUAUCAAAAUGUCACAUGAUAUUAUACCAAAAUGGAAGUCCCUCCCUGACCAUUUUAUAAGCUGUCUCUUUUGCUGACUGCAGUAUUAAAGUCGUACACACACACGCACGCACAGACACACGUGCACACACACACACACACACACACACACACACACACACACACACACACACACGUGUUGUCUCAUCAAACAGCAGCCACACAAAAGUAGCCUUGUCAGCAGGAACGUCAGUAAAAAAACAGCUGAUGUAGGCUACUUGUUUGACAUUAUUCAUGUGCAAUCAUGUAGGAGUUACGGGACUGUGCUGUUAUCAUAUUUUACAGUUUGUCGUUAUGUCUCAAAAAGAUCAGCAUUGUAAAUGUAGUAUAGUCAUUGCAAGGUUCCUUUUAUUAUCCAUCAGCUUCUUUUUUUCAUGUUUCAUAAAUGAUACUUAGCUAAGGUAAAACUAGACUAUGAAGUAGUAAACAGCACGACAGUGAAACAGUCUGGAUUUGAAUUUGUACUGUACAGUAUCAUCUGGCCGCUAGAGGAAAAUGGGCACUGUCCAGUAGCCCCAGCAGCGCAGCGCCAUGGAUAGCUAGGGUGAUGCAUCUGACCUAAACCUAACUAGACAUCCAAUAUUUGUGAAUUAAUGUCAAGUUGAUUACCAGAAGGCAAUAUGUGACUAUACCAACUAAGUUUCUACAGUCUAUGCAAGUAUUGAGGAUUUCCGUUGGUGAUGGCGUCAGAGGAGCAAGACAGUGAGGAGGGGGAGUACCAGAGUGUUGAGGACAGCCUGCCUCGCGACAUGCUUCAGUACAGAGUACGCUACUCUCAUGCUAGGAACACAGAGAAGUUCAACUUCAAGGAAGACAUCAACAAAAAGAGGUGUCCAGCGGGCCGGCCAGGCGCUGGCAGGCUGAAGAGGGUUGUCUCCUGCAAGAGGAAGACCCACCGCCUGGUCGUGGCUCGCAGGAAGCAGGCUGGGCCGGGCCGGGCCGGGGACACGGCUGGCAGGCAGGACCAGUCGGACCCUGAGGAGGACCAGAUCUUCCACAUGGACCCCUGGGAGCUCCCACAUGCCAGUCACCCAGGAAGCCCUGGACAGGAAAGCUCCAGAAACACAGACUACUUUACUGAGAUGUCCAGGAAUCACAGCGCUAUGAUUGAAGUGCUUUUCAGCAGGAACCUGCGACUGACUAUAGCGAUGACCCUGUGGAGAAGAAAUGUUGGAGAAUUCCUUACAUACCUUGUAAGAAUCCAAGACACUGCUGUGUUUGUUGACUGUCUUCCUAUCAUCACUGAAAGCAUUAAAGAAGAGUCACCACUCUUUUCUAUUGGCUGUUGUGUCGACCUUUUACCACUAGUGAGAACAGCCCUUAACAGUCCUUAUGAAGGGUAUCUGACGGCAGGGUUAAGCUGGCUGGAGUCUGUCCUGAAGACAAGAUGGAAGGAUCUGGCUGCCUGUGGCUGUAGUGGAACUGGCACCCAAUCAUCAGAUAGAAAUAUCCAGGUUUUUAAACAGCAAAUACUGGCCGUGUGGACCCAGGAUGCGUGUUGGGCCCUGGCCCCCCUGGCCCCCGGGGCCCCCCUGGCCCCCGGGGCCCCUGGGGCUGCAGCAGCGGUUAUACACACCUACCUGUCUCACCUGUCUCACCUGUCUCACCUGUCUCACCUGCCCUGACGAGAAGCAACCAGAUGCUCACCGGAGGGCUUUACUAGCAGAUGUCGUUGCUAUUCUUAAAUGGAAAACAACAUGUUUUUAGAUAUCCAGUAUAAAUCUCAUCAGAUGAUGACUGCUCAUCAGAAUCAAAGAGAUUGUUCAUUAUGUUUACAUUUUACUUGACAGUUGUGCCUUUUUUCUCAUUUUGAAAAUGUAUAAAUCAUGCAUACAUUAAUGAUCCUGUGAAAAUACAGAAAUUGACUUCAUUGUGUAUCCAUUUAAGUUGAAGAACUGUGUGAUAGAAAAUUACCCAGUUACUAUCUACUGUGGUGAAAACAAAACAUUAAAGUCAGUGAUUAAAUAAAGGACACUUUCUUCUCUU
Messenger RNA from Hypomesus transpacificus, 2097 nucleotides. RefSeq names its product KATNB1-like protein 1. NCBI's taxonomy places the organism in Eukaryota, Metazoa, Chordata, Actinopteri, Osmeriformes, Osmeridae. The transcript has 10 exons. Gene Ontology annotation, cellular component: nucleolus. Gene Ontology annotation, molecular function: microtubule binding. The coding region runs from base 792 to 1736 and encodes 314 amino acids. The record is from RefSeq and is a predicted model, not a curated record.